Phyllostomus hastatus (greater spear-nosed bat) is the source of this 6871-nucleotide messenger RNA. RefSeq names its product eukaryotic translation initiation factor 1A domain containing (gene EIF1AD). The record is from RefSeq and is a predicted model, not a curated record. The transcript is spliced from 6 exons. Gene Ontology annotation, molecular function: translation initiation factor activity; RNA binding. Gene Ontology annotation, biological process: translational initiation. NCBI's taxonomy places the organism in Eukaryota, Metazoa, Chordata, Mammalia, Chiroptera, Phyllostomidae. Gene Ontology annotation, cellular component: nucleus. Bases 346 to 849 code for a protein of 167 amino acids.
CGCCGGAAGUACGGUGCUCGGAAGGGUCCGACUUAGGCCGACUCGUGUCGCCCUCGUCUCAAUCGAGCUUUUAAGAGUGGGGCAGGAACCGGCACCUGAGUCUAAGCCGACUCCACCGUUGUGACAGCCGGCAAGUUUCUUUUCUGAGCUUUCGGCUUCGCUCGGCUGCGAAGUGAGUCGUGAGCCAGCCGCUCCCGGCGUCCAGCCUGGAGAACGGGGUCGUUCAGGCAGCGCCCGCGGGAGAAAGGGGUCAGAAAUCCUGGAUUCUCACCCUGCCACCCAAGAAAGUCAGGAGGAAAAGUCGACGGCCUCUGUGUCCCUCGCCGCCCUGGGAUAGGACCCGGCAUGUCUCAGGCCACCAAAAGGAAGCAUGUGGUGAAGGAGGUGCUGGGGGAGCACAUGGUGCCCUCUGACCAGCAGCAGAUCGUGAGGGUACUCAGGACCCCGGGGAACAAUCUGCACGAAGUGGAGACAGCCCAGGGGCAGCGCUUCCUGGUGAGCAUGCCCUCCAAGUACCGCAAGAACAUCUGGAUCAAGAGAGGGGACUUUCUCAUUGUUGACCCUAUUGAAGAGGGAGAAAAGGUGAAGGCUGAGAUCUCGUUUGUGCUCUGCAAAGACCAUGUGCGCUCUCUGCAGAAGGAGGGGCUCUGGCCCGAGGCCUUCUCUGAAGUGGCUGAGAAACACAACAGCAGCAGGAACAGACAGACCCAGCCAGAACUCCCAGCUGAGCCGCAGUCAUCAGGAGACGAGUCCAGCUCUGAAGACGAUUCCGACCUCUUCGUGAACACCAACCGCAGGCAGUACCACGAGAGUGAGGAGGAGAGCGAGGAGGAGGAGGAGGCAGCCUGAGACCCCAGGACCCACUUCUCCUCGUGCUCAGAGACUGGUCCUCGGCCCCUCUGAGCUCGGACAUUCCAGGGCGCUCUGCAGCUCUCCCCCCCGGGUGGGGACGAGGCAGGACCCCUCUCUGAACUGGCCUUCCGACCUAGGAGAAUUAAACCCCUGGCGGGUGACGACGCGUGCUGGUGUCCGAGUGGCUCUCUGGGGUGGAGGGGCCUGUGGUGACGUUAAAGGUUUCCCCUUGAGCUUGAGUUGGAGGCUGCGUGGGCAUGUGGGCCGAGCGAGCAGGAAGUGGGGAAUGGCCGCAGUCUUUUCCGGGUUCUUGCUCUCUUCUCACUGGGCACCUAGUAAGGGGCGGGUUCCCAGUAAGUGUCAGGCCUUAUGCUGUCCCUCCUGGAGUGUAUAUCAUAGCUGGGGACAGACAGUCCCACUUUCUUGCCUGCUCGCAGUCCGCACGGAUCCAGGAUCACAGCCAUAGGGCCUGGUCCCUGUUACCUCUCAGAAACGCUCAGGAUGACUUCACAGUGCCUCGUGAGCUGCUGCCCCUGCCUUUCCCGUCACCCGUGGCUGCCGGGGUGCCCACCUCCGUGCGGCCGUGUACACCCCCGGUCGCUGGGCCCUCGUGGCAGCUCGGACCGCUGCUCCUCCACCCUCUUGUGAACCACCUCGUCUCGCUUGUGGGUUGUUUUAUUUUUUUAACCUCUGGCUAUACACCCUUCUUCCUCAUUGCUGGCAUUGACCUUUUAAGAUUUUGUUUAUUUUUAGAGAGGGGGGAGGGGGAGAAGGGAGGGGGAGAAGGGAGAGAAACAGCAGUGUGAGAGGGACACAUCCACUGAACCCAUAGCCUGGGCAUGCGCCCUGACCAGGAGUGAAAUGGUGACCUUCCCCUUUAAGGAAGGUCACUCAUCCAGCUGGACCACACCGCUCAGCGCUGGCGUUGGCCUUCUCGCCACCGCUCGGGCGUCGGAGAGUUGGUCUCCUGGCGUAGAGUCUUUUCCUUCUGCCCAUCUUCAUUUCCUCCGUCCCGUGGAAGGGCCCACUCAGCGCUGUGUUCCUUCCAUUCCCAUCACCAAUGCUCGUGUCUUCCAAUCCGCGCCUGCUGCCCACACCCCUCGUUCCUGGACACCUGGCAUCAGUACAAACCGCAGCACCUUUUCAAUGCGGGUACCUGUGCAAUCACCGCCUCCUGGCUUUCUUGCUCACUUGCUCAAUUCCCGCCUCUGCAGAAAUUUUUUAUCUUCGUCCUCCAUCCCCACCACCUUCCCACCAUUAUUCUCCUAUCUUCAGUUUCCUCCUUGUGCAACACAGAUUCCAUGGCCCACACCCUCCACUCCCUUGUCUUCCUCCACUGUGCGCACCUGUUCGGACCUCACCCCGGCCAACCCAGUCACUCGUCCCUGCUGGGCCUGCCGCUGUUAGAGAAAACCGCCAGCGCGGCUCGCUGGUUGUACCUUAAAUUUGUCAUUACAGACUGCAGGUGGGCCCUCAGCACUGCCUAGCAGGUCGACUCAGGUGCAUGUCAACACUUCUUACCUUGUCUGCAUCCCCCUCCUCUGCUAGUUACCACAGCGCACACGUCAUUAGGAAGUGGUAGCCAGCCCCGGCCGGUGCGGCCCAGUCAGUGGAAGCGUCGCCAUGUAAGCUGAGGUCGUGGCUUCGAUUCCUGAUUGGGGCACAUGCCUAGGGUGCGGGUUCGGUCCACCACUGGGGCAUGUAUGAGAGGCAACCAAUUGAUGUUCCUCUUACAUCGAUGUUUCUCUCCCUCUCUGGAAUCAAUAAGCAUGUUCUCUGGUGAGGAUUAAAAAAAGAAGUAGAAAUAGUAGCCACUGGUGGGAACUCUCCCCUCCUCACCAACCCCGCAAGUGUGCCUGUGGGUCUUCAGUCUUUCCACCUCCCACUGUAAUUCAGUGGGACCCCGGCCUGUCCUCCAUCUGCUCCUCAUCACACUCUUCUGUUUGCUUAGUGCAGCUUGAAAUGUGUGUGUAUGUGUAUGUGCUUGUGUGUAUGUAUAUGUACAUGUUUCAGAACAUCUACGUACACACAAAAACCCAGAGGAGGUAGAGGUGUAUAUAUACGUAUGUGUGUUUUUUAACUUGCUUGUGUUUAUGUUUUAUGGGAAAUGGCUAACUUUUCUUGUGAAGGGAUGGCCGCUUGUCCCUGUACUGUCUAUGGAAUGGGUCAUUCUCUCCCCACCAAUUUAAAUACCUCUUUUAAAUAAACUGCAUUCCUGUGCAUAUAUGUACGGAUGUCUGUGAAAUUUCUAAUCUGUUGAUCUGUUGCACGUUUUAUAGUGUGAUCGAUACUGCUCCCUCCUCCCUGCCCCACUGUUCCUUGAAAAUUUCCUCUUUUUUUUUUUUUACGUAAGAACUUCAGAGUGGGCUUGUCAGUUUUCAUUUAAAAGUCCUGUUGAGGUUUUCAUUGGCAUGAAUUUAAAUCUUACAGCUUGAUAUGGAGAGAAGUGCUGUCUUAACACUUUUGAAUCUUUUUAAAAGUUUUUAUUUACUGAUUUUUAGAGGAACAUCGAUUUGUUGUUCCAUUUAUUGAUGCGUUCAUUGGUUGAUUUUUGUAUGUGCCCUGACUGGGGAUUGAACCUGCCACCUUGGCAUAUUGGGGCUGACGCUCUAACCAUAUUGGGGCAUAUUGAGUUGCCUGGCGAGGGUUCCUGAGUCUUCUUGUCCGAAAAUGAGGUCAUGUUUGUCCUUCUGCAAAGUGUUGUCUUCAUAUUGGUGUCUAGUGUUUCCAGUUCAGUUUAGUCUUAGGAUUCUUAAGAGUUAUUUAUUGUUACAAAUGGGUCUUUCGAAAUUACGUUUCUGACCGCUGCUGGUGUCUACAGAAGGCUGUCGCUCUUCGUGGGCUCACCUCACUGAUCUCAUUGAGUUUUCUCAUUCUCAUUCACUCUUCAGUUGAUUCUCUUCUCUUUCUGAUUAAAAGUCAGAUCUUCCACUAGAGGAGGAUUCGUCCGAUCCUUUGUGCUCAUUUCUUUUGCUUGGACUGGAGAGGCCAGGACCUCCGGCGUCAUGCUGAAGGGCGCCCUCAUCUGCUCCUGUGUGGGCAGGGGUGGGUCUCACGUUUCCUGAAGAAAUCUGAGCCCGUCUCUGGGUUUCUGGUGAAUAACCUUCACUGGGCCGAAGGUGUGUCCGGUUCCAGCCCACUGGGGGGUUUCUCCUCCAGUCAGCACAUCGUGAUGAAUUCUGACGUCUGCUGAGAUAAUCAGAAGAUUGUGUUUUAUUGUACUGAUUUUCUGUACUGAUUGAUACAUUCCCUAAUGUGGAACCGCUUUCACAUUCUGAUGUAAACCCUGCUUAGUUCUGUAAUGUGUAUUUAGCUGGGGGUUUUAUAGCUGUCUCUGGGCCAGUUUCACUUUUUGUUUCAGCGAUCUGAUCGCCCUGCCGCAUUUUGAUAACAGAAUUAGGCUAGCAUGUGGAAUGGGUUUAGAAACAUUUCAUCGUUGUUUUUUUUUUUUCCAGCUUGAAUUUCUAGAAAGGAAUGAUUUGUUUCUUUAAAGUCUGGUAAAAUGUAUUUAUAAAAAACAUCGGUGCUUGAUGCCUUUAUUUCUGGGUGGAUCUUUGCCUUUUAAUUUUUUUCUGAUUCAAGUUUUCUCUUUUUGAGUCCAUUUUUAUCACUUUUUUUUUUUUUUUUUGGAGAAUCAUAUAGUUGAUGUACAUUUAAGGUUUGGGGGGCAAAAAGUCAUGCGUCGUAGUUUGUAUUUAGGGCUUUUGUAAAUUACUCAUAAAGCGACAAAAUCUAAUUUGAAUGAGCAGAAGCAAAACUUGGCUCGGCGACCCGAGGCGACCCGAGGCAUAAGAGCGGAGCUUCAGGCAGAGCUGACCCAGGCCGGCAGGACCCCACCGGGCUCCCUGCCCGGUUACUUCUCGAGUUACCUCUGCUCCUCUGAGCUGAUGAUCCCUUUCUCCCUACAAGUGUUUUCCUCGGGAAACUCCUGUCUCCUCUCAGUCCUUCCAAAGGGUCCCUUCCUCCGGGUGCAGGCAUCCCCGGGAAGACCGCUGGCUCUGCUCAGUCCCUUGCCCGCUCCUGAGCAAUCCCUGCAGCUGGGUAGGGAGGUGGGGGCUGGGGGACGCGAGAUGAGCCACACCUGAUCCACAUGACCUGGUUCCUGCACCAGCAAAAGGGACGUGGCCGAGAGAGAGCCGCAGAUCAGACCCGCAAGAAUGUGUCCUGGUUUCUGCGUAUUUUCUUGGACUAGCUUUGCAGAAUGUCCUUGUUAGUCUUUUCCUGGUUCUUCGGGUUUAUUUUCUCACUUUUAGCUUCUGAGUUGUAUGUUUUAUUGAUUGAAUUUCAGUCUUGUUUUUCCUUAUAUUUAGGGCUGUACGUUUCCCUCUGAGCACUCCUCUGAGUGACUGUUCUGGCACUGCUUCUGCAAGCCAGGCCUUGCGCUCUCCUCCAGCUCACAGCAGGCCUGCCGCUUGCCUGGUAGACCCUGCUCCCUGAAACCUUUUCCUCUCCGAGUCUCCAUCUCUUACCAGCCAGUCAGCUCCUGGGGGAAGUAGAGUCCUUGUAUUCUGCGUGCUUCCCCACUUUGUCCUUCUCUGAGGCUCGUCUCUACCUCUGUUUCCCAGCUCCGUGGUGGGCUCCCCCUGCGUGACUAGAUCUCCCAGAACGAGCUGAGUGCCCUAAACACUCUCUCCCCCUCCCAGCUGCCGCGGACAGUCCUGGCGACCGGUUGCCCGACAGUACUGGUCCCCGCCGCAGUCAGGCUUGAGACCUGUGGCCCGUCGGCCUCUGCCCCUCUGCCCCUGUGGGACCAGCCGUCUCAGCCGGGCUGGUUCCCCUAGGGCUUCCCCCAGGCAGCCCAGCUCUCGUUCUCCCCUUGUCACCCGGCCACCCAGGCACGAGGUGGGGCAGAAGCAGGCUUACGGUUGUGAGUGUGUGAAACACAGAGUUUGUUCUCGUGUUACUACCUAUUCGUUAUUGCAUUACCUUCCGUGCGAACAACGGAAACCUGCUUCUGCCCCGCCCCGUGUGUGCGCCGAGGAGUGCGCUUGGCCCUCCGAGCUGCCGCGUGGAUCUUCUCCUCCAGUCUGUGAAUGUGGCGAGACCGCUCGACACGGUUUCUGCCGUCAGAACACCCUUGCAGCCCUGCAGUGAGAGAGUCGUGACGUGCUUUUCAGUGUAUUGCUGGAGCUGGUUUUUGACAUUGGGGGUUUGGGCAUCCAGGUUCGUGGGGGAGAUGGCUUGAGCUCCCCCUUUCCUGGACGGCCCCUGUCUGGUUUCUCUGUCCGGGUGGCGGUGGCGGCACCUCCUGACAUGACUUGGAGGGUGUUCUUGAGUCUUUAUCUGCAUUCCACAUGCUCGUAGAAGGUUGGAAUUUUGCACUCCUAACACUUCUGGGAACACUUACUGUAAAACCCGCUAUGCUUGGCAUUUGGGGAAUGGUGGGGGGACUUUCAACUCCAGGUCGUUACUGAUGACGGAUUGCUCAGGUUUCUGUUCCCGAAUCAGCUAUACUUUCAAGGAACAAUGUUUUCACAUUUCCUCAUUUUUUUUUUACCGAUGGGUUUAAAUUUGUUGGCACAGAAUCAUGUGUAGACUGGCCUUAUGUUUGUAGUGUCAGCGGGUGUUUAGUUAUUAGUCUCUUUCAAAUACCAACUCUGUGUUGUCAUUCCUCGUCAUUGUCAGCUUCCUUCUUUUUAUCUAAUUCCUGCUCUUGUUCUGUUCCCCUGAACUCAUAUGCUCCCUUUGGGUCUGUCCUGCGGUUUUCUGACCUUUUCGGUUGGGUGCUUAGCUCAUGAGUGUUCAGCUGUACCUCCUCACCCACCCGAAACUGUAAAGGGAAUUUUCAAACCUAAAGAAUUGUAAUAUAAGUACCCAUAAUACCCCUCAUCAGGGUAGAACAUUUGCAAGUUCUAUUUCUCUGUAGACACAGCACGCACGGGUUGUAUAUUUAAUUGUUACAUCUCUGUAGCCCUUUUUAAUUUAGAACAGGAGAUGCCUUAAUGUUUUUUUGUUCUUUAUAAAAUGGACUCGUGGCAGGUUCCGUCCAGCUACCUUAUAAAGACGCCCUGCAGUUGAA